Molecule: messenger RNA, 2421 nt
Organism: Rhizopus microsporus ATCC 52813
Lineage: Eukaryota; Fungi; Mucoromycota; Mucoromycetes; Mucorales; Rhizopodaceae
Exons: 5
Coding region: 190-2307 (705 amino acids)
Biological process (GO): mRNA splicing, via spliceosome
Cellular component (GO): post-mRNA release spliceosomal complex
Source: RefSeq, a predicted model, not a curated record
AUAAUUAUAAACAUGUUUCAAAGUAGUAGUGUAUGUGAAAUAUGUUUACUCUCUUUGUUCCAUAUUCAAGCUUAUGUGCUUCAUGGUAUGUAAACACACUUGAGGCAGUGUUGUUCUUGGAGUGUCGAGGCAUUUUCUAAACCAAAAAAAAAAAAUGGCAAUAAUUUUUUUUUUAUUCUUUUUCAAAUAAUGGGAAAUCAUAAGCAUAAAAAAGAAAAAACGUCUAAAAAGGAGCAUAAAGAAAGCAGCAGAGAACAUAAAAAACAUAAAAAGAGUAGCAGACAAAAAAACGAUGAAAUCGAUUACUCAGAUCCUUCAUUAUGGGUCGAAGCAGAAGACAAUACUGAAAUGACUCCAGCAGAGUAUCUAAGAAAUCAACAACAAAAUACUGAUGCGAGAAAUAAUCUAUCACAAGAGACUAUAGAACAACCCAUGCAAGAAAACGCUAGACAUGGUUGGAUGCUUGACAGUGGAUUCGAUUUUGGAUCUUUAGGUACAGCUAGGCAGAAAGAGGAAGACAAGCCAAAGCCAAAUCCCGAUGAACCCAAGAUCAGUUCACGCGAACUUAACCGACAUUUAGUGCAAGGCCUUAGCACUGAUGAGAUUCCACAACAAAAGCCCUCGAUAAAGUUUGGAGAUGCUGGAUCAAAUUGGAGAAUGAUGAAGUUAAAACGGACAAAAGAACAGGCAGAGGAUGAAGGUAGACCGCUUUGGGAAGUAGGCAUUGAGAGAUACGGUUCUGCCGAAAAGUUUCAAGAAGCAUUGGACGAAAGAGAGUAUUUGGACAAUCGAAAGAGAUCUCGAACGGAUGACAGACAGAGGAAUUAUGAUGAUCGCCGUAGAGACAGACGCGAUAACAACAAGCGCAGCAGUCCCGACGAUAGACGAAAAGAACAACAUGAACAAAGUGACGAUAGUGGACGUAGAUUUAUGUUUACCAAUAAUGAUCCCGUACAAAGAACGUUUAAACGCCCUGAACCUCCUAAACGUCAGCGUUCACCAACACCUGAACCCGAGAGGCGUCAGCCCGAGCCAAAGCAAGAGCCAGAACUAGCCAAUACACAAACACCAGUACUCACUCCUCCUAUCUAUUCAAUGCCAAGUGUUCAGCAAGUAUCGAGUGUACAGCCUUUAACACGAGAUCAGCUCAAUAAAUUGAACGCUAAAUUAGUAAAAGCACGACUAAUAGGGGCCGACAAUGCCGCAGAACUAGAAAAGGAGUAUGAGGAGGAGCUACAGAGAUUUGAACAGGCUCAGAAAGGUGUUACAGUCCUACCUACAUUUGACAGCCAAGGCCGCUUACAUGAUUAUGCGCUCAAUCAAAAGAGCCAGCGGCCUGAAGAAUUGAAGGGAAAAAAGAAAUACGAAGGAACACAUGAUAGAGUAACAGGGGAACGUAUUCGAUAUGGGACAGCAGAUGAUACACUUUCCUUGGUUGAAAUGGUUCGACAAGAAAAGGCAGGUGGCAGAAGCUUUGAUAUGGACAUGGAAUUUGCUAAUCGCAUCGUAAGUGAUGCUUCAUUUGAGAACAAUUUAGAUUAUAUGGACGAAAAAGCAGAUAUUAUUGCUUCAAAGAAAGGUCAAACGGAAGAACAAAAGAUGAAAAGGGCCAUAACAGACUAUAAACGCACUCAAGACGCACUGGAACGCUGUAAGUUUUGCUAUCAUGAUGAUAAGCCUCCUCAGCUUGCCAUGAUUUCUCUUGCUGCAACAUGCUACCUUGCUUUACCGAAUGUUCAUGAACUUACUCCAGGUCAUUGCAUGAUUGUGCCUCUUCAGCAUGUGACCAGUAUGCUCGAGUGUGAUGAUGAUGUGUGGACUGAAGUGAGAAAUUUCCAAAAGUGCUUAAUGAAAAUGUUUCAUGAGCAAAACCGAGGAACGAUAUUUAUGGAAACAGUAGUUAACCUUAGAUCACAUAGACACACGGUUAUUGAAGCCAUACCAGUGCCUUAUGAUGUCUAUGAUGAUGCGCCUGCUUACUUUAGAGAAGCCAUUAUGUCGUCUGAGGAAGAGUGGUCACAACAUAAAAAAUUAAUUGAUACAACCGAACGAGGGUUUCGCCGCUCAAUGGUGAAGAACUUGCCUUAUUUCCAUGUCUGGUUUGGUCUCGAUAAAGGAUAUGGGCAUGUUAUUGAAAAUACGAGUCAUUUUCCUUACUGGUUUGGUAAAGAAGUGAUUGCUGGUAUGAUGGAUAUUGGACCUGAGCUAUGGCGUCGACCCAAAUUCUACGAUUACAGCGUAAACCCUCAUCGACAGGAAGAGUUCUUGAAAUCUUGGGAAAAAUGGGAUUGGACAUCAGCCUUGUAAAUGAAUAAACCUUCUUAAUCUUGGUUUUCGUUUUCAUUUAUAUUUUUACAUUAAAUCUUCAUCGCCUGUCCACACUUGUUGAUCCCUUGUUCAGUGACGGAUCCAAGCUCUAGC